AUGGAUUUUGUGAAAAAGAAGUUUCUAAACUGGCACAGUGGAAUAGAAAAAAAAAUUCCCUGUCACUUUUGCAGUGUCAAAUUAUCUGAUGAGAUUUAUUCAUGUGAUUUUGGUCAUGACGUAUGUCAGGCAUGCAAAACUGAUUCCUGCAUAGCUUGUAAAAAAUCAUCUUCGUUUUUUCGGAAUCAUAUUGCUGAAUUUUUAGUUUCACAAUUAAACAGUUUGAAGAGUGAUGUUGAGUUACUGGAUGAUUCUGUUAUCGCAGGAACAAAAUCCGAGUGUAAAAACCAAAUAAGUCAGACAAAAAUUGAAUGUAAAAAUCAAAUAAGUCAGACAAAAAUUGAAUCAAAAAGUAAAUUCAGUCAGACACAAAAUGAGCAAGAUAAUAAAAUCAAUCUGGCAGCUAAAAAUGUUGACGAGUCUAUCGAGAAUAAAUCUUUGACCGUUGAAAAAUCAGAAGAUGAGCCGAAAAAUAAAAAUGACAAUCCAUCAAAUUUUUUUGGUAUAUAUCAAUGCUGGAUUGGCCGUGAUUGCUACCUCAAAGGAAAUCAAGCUUCAAUUUUAGCUCACAUAAAAAAUCAACAUCCUCAAGAAUUUACUUCACAACCUUUCAAAGGCUGGCCACACGUAGUAGCUUGGGAUUUAAAUUACAAUGGAGCUAAUACUCGCGAGGAUCGCGCUUUCGAGAUUCAAGGUGUUGGAUUGUUUGUCCUGCAUAUAUUUGUGACCCACGAGCAACAUCUAAAAGCUCAUGUUUUAAUGUUUGAUGGUGGCAGAACAGCUGCUCAAUAUCGAUAUGAAGUGGAGAUAAAAUGUGACGAUAAUAAAAAAUCAUUCAGCGCUGCAGUUGACAGUAGCAGAUUGCCAAGAAAAGCUCUUCACGAUCGUAGCAAAGGAUUAUUUAUCAAUGAAAAUUCGAUGUUACAAAGCACGAUUAAAAUGAAAAUGAAGUAUAGGUGCACAGUUCAAAUAAUGAAAAUUAAUGACACUAAUGAGAAAAAAAUUCUGGAUAAUUUUGAGAGUCCAGAGGUUGAAACUAAAGUGAGGGAUCAUAAAAAUCCGAAAACUUUGAACAAAAAGCAAUUCAAGCCAAUGCGAAAAAAUGCAAAUCAAUUUAAAGAUAAGUCUAAGCCAGGAUUGUUGGAUCUUAGGAAUGUCAAGAUUGCAGAUUGCUCAUCAUUAUCAGAGACCACUGUUCCUCCUGUUCAUCUUCGUAAAAAUAAUCCAUUCAGUGUACCAGGAAAUUCUCAGCUGUAUCCUAAUCUUCAGAAAGAGUUCAACUACCAACAAAUGCCGCCUCAGAAUCCUCAUAUGGCGAACAAUAAUUUUAAUAUGAAUAUGCAGCAGCCUAUGAACGUUCAACCAGGUCCGUUUUAUCCCCAGCCACCUGUCUCUUUCAAUGAGCAUUAUCAACGCAAUGCACCACCGCCUGCACCUCCGUCUGCUCCUCAUAUAGACAUGGAAAGUAAUUUUCAUCUACCGAACAAACCUGGAAAUUUUACUGCAGCUAAUUUAGAGAGGCAGAAAUUGAUUCAGCGCCAGAUUGAAGAACAAGAAAAAGAUCGCUCUAGAUUAACGAAAAAUAAUAUACAACCCUGA
Cotesia congregata is the source of this 1599-nucleotide messenger RNA. The record is from the annotation of a GenBank genome assembly. Lineage: Eukaryota; Metazoa; Arthropoda; Insecta; Hymenoptera; Braconidae.